Molecule: messenger RNA, 1047 nt
Organism: Aspergillus puulaauensis
Lineage: Eukaryota; Fungi; Ascomycota; Eurotiomycetes; Eurotiales; Aspergillaceae
Product: sterol desaturase family protein
Exons: 1
Coding region: 1-1047 (348 amino acids)
Biological process (GO): ergosterol biosynthetic process
Molecular function (GO): iron ion binding; C-4 methylsterol oxidase activity
Source: RefSeq, a predicted model, not a curated record
AUGGCUAUCCCGAUGCGCAACCCAAAGGAUUCCAUGACGUCCACCUGGCGUCUGUGGGAUCGCUCGCGGUGGGGAGGAGGCCACUGGCUCCUCGAGUUCCUGAACGUGCACCAUGUCGAACUUGACCAGGGUGUCCCAGUUUAUCAAAAGACCGACAAGAUCCCUUAUGCACCAGAGCUGCAGUUCCAUGUUUGGGUCCUUGCUCACGCUGCGCUCCCGCUCGUCCUUCACCAACUCUAUAUCUACUUCUUCGGUUACCCUUCGCCAUGGCUCGCGUUUUUCUACUACUAUUUCGCCUUCCAGUUCAACACCGUUCACGAAACACAUGUUCUCCGCCGCGUCGGACACAAGAUCGGAUUCCUCGACGGGGACAAGCAUCCUCGCGACGGCGUACCCGACGUCGGUGUCGGCAAGACUGUGCAGACGCUCAUAUCCGUGAUUGUGCUCCGUCCAAUGUACACCGUUUUCCUCGCCUACCGCCCCGAUGAAGGCCCAGCCUCGAUCCGAUGGGGAUGGCUUAUCUUCGAGACCGGCAUGUACGCCCUCAUGAUUGACUUCUGGUACUAUAUCCUGCACCGCUCCGCGCAUGAGACGGAAAACCUAUGGAAAUUCCACCGCACCCACCACCUAACUAAGCACCCCAAUCCUCUGUUAACCGCCUAUGCGGACACGGUGCAGGAGUUUGUGGAUAUCAUCGGCACGCCCCUUCUUGCAUACGGUUCGAUGAGGCUAAUGGGAUUUCCCAUGGGCUUCUACGAGUGGUGGGUUUGCCAGGCGUAUGUGGUAUUCACCGAGAUCCUGGGCCAUAGCGGCCUACGGAUGUAUGCCGGGGCAGUCAACCCAUGGUCGUGGCUACUAAGGCUGUGCAAGAUGUACCUCCUGAUCGAGGACCAUGAUCUUCACCAUCGCAGGGGCUGGAAGCACAGCCAAAACUACGGCAAACAAACCCUGGUGUGGGAUAAGCUGUUUAACACCGCUGGUCAGCGUGUGGAGGCGCUUGCGGACAACAUCGACUAUGUGAACGUUGCGGAAAUUCCCUUGCUAUAA